AUGGAUCCUAAUCAAUUUAAUUAUCAACAAUCUAUGUUCAAUUUCAUGCAAAAUUAUCAAAAUCCUAAUCCUCAAAAUCCUCAAUUCUCAUCGAUGCCAACAAACUCCGCCGCAUUUUUUUCCGACACCAACCAGAAACACUCUGCCGCAUUUUUUCCGUCACCAAACUCCGCCCUAUGUUCAACAGUCUAUGGAAUUUUUUCGUCAUGA
Messenger RNA from Lathyrus sativus (Indian pea), 210 nucleotides. The record is from the annotation of a GenBank genome assembly. NCBI's taxonomy places the organism in Eukaryota, Viridiplantae, Streptophyta, Magnoliopsida, Fabales, Fabaceae.